Helianthus annuus (common sunflower) is the source of this 1577-nucleotide messenger RNA. Its product is annotated as F-box protein CPR1. The transcript has 3 exons. Gene Ontology annotation, molecular function: protein binding. Lineage: Eukaryota; Viridiplantae; Streptophyta; Magnoliopsida; Asterales; Asteraceae. The coding region runs from base 279 to 1418 and encodes 379 amino acids. The record is from RefSeq and is a predicted model, not a curated record.
GUGGAGAUGGGUUUUUUACUAUCUUCUAACCGUAAAACGCCGCAUAUGGGAACGGGAUAUAUCAGUCGUGGAUUCAACCCUAAAAUCACAAUCGAUUCCUUCACUCACAAGAACGACGAUAUCAAACACCAUAAAAUAACUCUUCUUCCCCAAUAUUUUCUCAAUCACCGCCAUAGCUACAUCUCUCUCUCUUACCUGCUGGACCUCAUCUCUAAUCAUCUGCACUGUUUCUCACAGGGUUUGGUUUAUCUCUGUGGGCAGCAGGUAUUAGGGUUUGAAUGGCGGCAGAACUUUCGUUUGAUGUGAUUGAGCAGUUACUGGUAAGAUUGGAUGUGGAAGAUCUGAUCAGAUGCAAGAGCGUGUGUAAGUCCUGGCACUCUUUGAUAUCCUGUCCUCGUUUCGUUAAAGCCCACCUGAACCAUGCUUACGACAAUGAUCGUCACAAUCCUCAACUUGGACAUAGAAGGUUCGCUAUGUCUGGUAUUACAAAUGUAGAUGAUUCGCUUUACAUGGACGAUACUCAUAUUGUUGGUUCUUGUGAUGGCCUCGUAUGCUUUUCUCCUGAAGAUGUUGAAUUUGUGGUCAUCAAUCCUUCCACUAGAGAGGAAAAGAAACUGCCAAAUCCGCCUUUUCGCCCGAAUAUGGCUGAAAUAAUUAUGACUAGAGAAGUGGUAUGUUGGGGUUUUGGUUAUGAUUCAUAUGCUGAUGACUACAAGCUUGUAGCAGGCUUCAGGCAAACUUACUCCAAAAAACGCACUCGUUUUUAUGUGUUAUCAUUGAAAUCAAAUAUCUGGAGAGUCAUUGGAGAAGAAGUCAUGUAUAGGUGUCGUGAGGGUAUUGACGGUGUCUUAUGCGGUGGGGCGCUUCACUGGUUUAUGGCUGCUGCAAAGAAGAAAGUAAUCAUAUCUUUAGACUUAUCCAAGGAGGAAUUUAAAGAAAUCUCCCUUCCUACCGAAGAUGAAGAGUACAAAUGGAAUGGGAAACACCGACUCGGGGUUAUAGAAGAAUGUCUUUGCAUAUAUUCAUGUCGUUCACCUUUGUCAACUAACAAAUGGGUGAUGAAAAACAACAAAUGGGAACUGUAUAAUGAUCAUAAUUGUGAGGCCAAGUAUGAUGUUGCGCAUCACUUGACGGGUAGGCUUCAUUCAAGUAUACAUUACUACAGUCAUGAUGAUGGUACCCGUGUGCCCUGCAAUGGGGACUACAUUCGUGCUAGUCUAUUUGUUAAGAGCCUCGUAUCUCCUUAUCCCCAUCUUAAUAACUAUUAUGAGAGGCAAACGAGGAAUACCAAGCAGAGGCAGGAACAGGAAGUAAAUAAGAGUGUUGAAAGCAGUGCAAAGGGUAAUAACAUUAGAAAGAGGAAGAGGAAUAGGUGCAAGACAUAUCCCAAGCAUAAAAGGCCUCUCGUAUGGAUAUAACAUGGCGUACUUGUUGGAUAUAAGUUUAGUACUUGCCGCAUAUGGUUAUUUAUUAUCCGCUAUUAAUAAACUGGUUGGACAUAUGUGUUAUAUUUAUUAACAAAUAACAUUCAUGCCCUUAUUAUGAAAAUUUAGAAAAAUAUUGAUCCUUUAUCAUUA